CACCGGGGCUGGGGCUGACGGGGCUCUCGGUGACACCGGGGCUGCUGGUGGCACUGGGGCUGCCGGUGACCCCAGGUCUGGGGCUGCUGGAGCUGCCGGUAACACCGGGGCUGGGGCUAUCAGGACUGCCGGUAACACCGGGGCUGCCGGUGACCCCGGGGCUGGUGUAACACCGGGGCUGCGGAGCUACCAGUGCUGCGGUGACCCCGGGGCUGCGGAGCGCGGAUCGGGGUCCCCAGCUCAGCCCAAAGAGGCAGCAUGAGGGACGUGCUUGGGUCUCGGUACCAGUGGAGCCUCAUCCGUCUUGCCUGGAUGUGCCUGUUUUCCACCCUGCCGCACGGCGGGGCCAAGGUGCUGGAGAAGACCUUUGAGGAGUGGAUGCGGUACCGUGACGAAUGCUUGAGGAGGAUGGCAAGCGAGCCCUACCCGGCAGGGCUCUUCUGCAACCGGACAUUUGACAUGUACGCAUGCUGGCCUGACGGGAGCCCCGGCACCGCCGUCAACGUCUCCUGCCCCUUCUACUUGCCUUGGUUUGAGAAAGUGAAACACGGGCUGGUGAGCCGCCGGUGCGGUGCCGACGGGCAGUGGGUGACGGUGAAUGGCAGCCAGCCCUGGCGGGACUACUCGCAGUGCGAGGAGGAGAUGGAGUCCACCAUGGAGGAGGAAGGUGCCCGUGGGCUGAUGGUGAGCUUCAAGGUGCUCUACACCGUGGGCUACUCACUCUCGCUCCUGACUCUCAUCUCUGCCCUGCUUGUCCUCACUGUCUUCAGGAAGCUCCGCUGCACCAGGAACUACAUCCACGCCAACCUCUUCGCCUCCUUUGGGCUGCGGGCGACCUCGGUGAUGGUGAAGGACGCGCUCCUGGAGAAGCGCUGGGGCAUGGAGGUGGUGCAGGUGGCCGACUGGGAGGCCCUGCUGAGCCACGAGGCGGCGCUGGGCUGCCGGGCGGCGCAGGUGCUGAUGCAGUACUGCAUCCUGGCCAAUCACUACUGGUUCCUGGUGGAAGCCGUCUACCUCUACAAGCUGCUCAUCGGGGCCGUCUUCUCCGAGAAGAAUUACUACCGGCUCUACCUCUACCUGGGCUGGGGGACCCCCGUGGUGUUCGUGGUGCCCUGGAUGGCCGCCAAGUACCUGAAGGAGAACGCGGAGUGCUGGGCGCUGAAUGAGAACAUGGCUUACUGGUGGAUCAUCCGCAUCCCCAUCCUGCUCGCCUCCCUGAUCAACCUGCUGAUCUUCAUGCGGAUCCUCAAGGUGAUCCUGGCCAAGCUUCGCGCCAACCAGAAGGGCUAUGCAGACUACAAGCUGCGGUUGGCCAAAGCCACGCUCACCCUCAUCCCCCUCUUUGGAAUCCACGAGGUCGUCUUCAUCUUUGCCACAGACGAGCAAACCACGGGCAUCCUGCGCUACAUCAAGGUGUUCUUCACCCUCUUCCUCAACUCCUUCCAGGGCUUCCUGGUGGCUGUGCUCUACUGCUUCGCCAAUAAGGAGGUGAAGUCGGAGAUGAAGAAGAAGUGGCAGCUCUGGAAGCUCGACCACCCGGCGCUCUGCUGCGCGCAGUGAGGUGGUGCCCGAGCCUGCGGGGCUGCUGGCUGCGACGGGCACGGCCGGAGGGUGAGGGGCUGCGCAGAAGCCGUUCUGUGGCAGCGUACACCCGUGCUGGCCAGGCUGGGAGCGGUGUCACGGCUCUGCUGCACCCGAGAGCGCUGGAGAGGACAUCCAAGGGGCAGGCAGGGACCCAGGGCUCUUACUGAACAUCAGAGACCCCUCAGAAGAGCCUCGCCUGGGCUUGGUCAGCUGCACGGGGAGGCGGCUGCUGCUGUUGACCGCUGCCUGUACCCCAUCACUACCCCUGU
This is a messenger RNA of Cuculus canorus (common cuckoo), 1853 nucleotides long. Its product is annotated as glucagon receptor. Gene Ontology annotation, cellular component: plasma membrane. The record is from RefSeq and is a predicted model, not a curated record. Gene Ontology annotation, molecular function: peptide hormone binding; glucagon receptor activity. Gene Ontology annotation, biological process: cell surface receptor signaling pathway; adenylate cyclase-modulating G protein-coupled receptor signaling pathway. NCBI's taxonomy places the organism in Eukaryota, Metazoa, Chordata, Aves, Cuculiformes, Cuculidae. Bases 259 to 1560 code for a protein of 433 amino acids. The transcript has 14 exons.